GGGAAUGGAAACAUCUACCCCACGUGCCGGAAGCCAGCUCGCGCCGACGGCGGCGCGCCACUCCGCGUCCUGCCGCGCCGGGCCCCAGCGGCUGUCAUCGCGAGAGGAGCUCGCCGAAAUGGCCGCAGCCAGUCAAGGAAACUUUGAGGGAAAUUUUGAGUCACUGGACCUUGCAGAACUUGCUAAAAAGCAGCCAUGGUGGCGCAAGCUGUUUGGGCAGGAAUCUGGGCCUUCAGCUGAAAAGUAUAGUGUGGCAACCCAGCUGUUAAUUGGAGGUGUCACUGGAUGGUGCACGGGUUUCAUAUUCCAGAAGGUUGGAAAGUUGGCUGCAACGGCUGUGGGAGGUGGAUUUUUUCUACUUCAGCUUGCGAACCAUACGGGCUACAUCAAAGUGGACUGGCAGCGGGUAGAGAAGGACAUGAAGAAAGCCAAGGAACAGCUGAAGAUCCGCAAGGGUAACCAGAUACCUACGGAGGUCAAAAGCAAAGCAGAGGAGGUGGUGUCGUUUGUGAAGAAGAAUGUUGUAGUAACUGGUGGAUUUUUCGGAGGCUUUCUGCUUGGCAUGGCAUCCUAAAGAGGAUGACUUCACUUCCAUUAUUCCUGGUUUUCCCAGCCAGCAGCCUCUUCACUCCAUCGUGGCAUAUCUGAAUGGCUUCUGUAGGCAUCUGUUGGUACAAGUUGAUAACGGCCCUACCGUGACCUCGACGGCAACGGAAGAGACAGUAGACGUUAGUUCUCCCAGCGCACUCCCCCCUUGACUAAUCUGUACGUUGGCAAGCGUAUUCCUUUCCUCCCCUGUGUGAAAUACUUAGCAGAACAUGGCCCAAGAUGGCUCACCGUGGAGGAUGACUGGAUCCUCAAAGGUUGUCCCAAACUUGAUUCAGAAAAGAAAUAACAAGCAUGUAAGACACCUUAUGUUCUACAUGGAAAGGAGCUGAAUACAUUUGCCUUUAAGCAUGAAAGAUUUUGGUAUCUCGGUGUCUACUUUCUUUCUUAGUGGCUGUUAGGUUACAGAAUAGCAGCAUGUGCGCUGCAGUUGAAAAGUCUGAACAUGGGAUGAACUUGCACUCAAGGUCCAUAUGCUGAGCUGAAGGUACUGUGUUUGGGGGCAAGGUCUUUAGGGAGAGCAACCAAUAGAUACAUUUACGAUGGUCAGAGUUAGUGAAUCAUUUAGAGGCAUUCAGGUAUUAUCUAGGGAUGUUUGCCGCCAUACAAGAUAGUGCAUCUCAUGGUUGUUUCCAAAGGGUUUAUUUAUGGUAAAAUAAGUGACUUUAGGUGGAAGAGGGAAGAAGUGCUUCGAUUUUUAUUUAAUAGGAAAAGUUUUAAGCUUUGAAAUGUGCAGUAUUCUUUACCUCUUGUCAAAGCGUCAGGGGUAGCUGUAGCUCUGUGCCAAUUCUAGUGUUUCUUUAUCCAGUUAGUAUGAGAUAUAACAUUUCAACCAGAGUGUUUAAAUGGUGGCAUUCCAAGCAUUCAGAGUUGAGAACAGUAGCAAUCGCAGUAGCACAUGUGAAAUAAAUUAUUUCCAUCACCAAAGGUAAUAGAUGACUCCAACUCUUAUAAUUUUUCUUUAAAAUAAAAGUUUAUAGAGACACCCAUGCUUAGAAACUUAACACAUUUUUCUGUAAUGGAGCCCAGCACUUAAUAGGUCCUAGUAUCUGUUGGAUAUGUGAAUAAUGAGCAGACAGCAAAGUGUCUGCGAAAGGGAGUGACCUACAGGAGUUUUGAGGGUUUAUGAGUUCUGAAAAUGGAGAAAACUUGGAGUAACUUCUUAAACUUGCAGGUGAUCCCUUGCAAAACGUAUGUUUUUAAGGCCUUCCUUUUAAAGUGUUUGCCUUUUAACUUAUUUUGCUUGGGAAUGAUGUAUUGAAUGUGGAAAUUGUAGCUACUGGUGGGUGUGUGGAAUUUUUUAGAAGUCAUCCCUUUGCAUUUUUCUCCUUUUAUUAUGCUAGUAUUUUAAGGCAACAUUAAGUUGUUUUACUUGUAAUAUGUAUGAAUUAUGUACAAAUCAUAAUGGCAUGAGCCGCAUUGUUCCAUAUUUUUGUACAAGAACUCAAAAUUUUUUUCACUUUUUAUUAUGGAAACGUUCAAAUACAUAUAAAAGUACAGAAAAUAGUACAGUGACCCCCACGUAUGCAUCACCCACCUAUAAAGAUCAUGCAGUUAUAGCUUGUUUUAUCAGUUGUUUUGAAACAAAUACCAAAUGUGUCAUUUUAUUAUAUGUUGGUAUGUGUCUGUAAAAGGUAAGAACUCUUCUUAAAAAUCAUAAAUACAGUAUGCUGUUAUCAUACCCGUCUGACCCUACCCAUACCAAUGGAAUGGGGGCCGCAGAACCUCACGUGUGCCUUGUGCCCCUUUGGGUUGCAGGGAGUGGGGAGUGGCCUCUCUAGUGGGCUGAGGGUGGCCUCUCUCCAACUGUUUUUCCUGUGAUUAUUGGUGAUGGCAGCAAAAAUUAGCAGGUUGCUCUAAGCUGCCUUGAGCGGGUUAUAAUAGAUAAUAGACUGAAAUAAGAUUCUAGCGUCCUCCUGAGGGACAUGGUUGAGGUCAGUAUUGCAGGUUGGCCUCAUCCUGUCGCAGUGAGAAUGGCCUUGAGUCCUGCCUGCUGAGCGGGGCCACCGCGGGGGGCCGUGCAGAGUGGGUGCUGAGGUUGAACAGGCUGAUGGUCUGGUGCACCUCACUGGUGGCACUCAGAAGCGCUCCCUCAGGCAGUGAGGGGAGCCUCUCAGUGGAGGCCCUGUUGUCAGCAGCUUAGCUUCAGGUGGUGAAGUGAGAUUUCCCCCCAAAGAACAGCCGCCACCCCUUCACGCAAAAGUGAGAGACCAGGACCACGGGUGCUCUGUUUUCAUGUGACUGGCGAGGCCUGUUUCAUGAGGCGUGUUCCUCCAGUACACAGAAUCCAGUGACCUGCUGGACCUCCUUUUUAGUGUUGGGGUUGAAGAGAUGGCAGCUUUUCUUUGGCAGAGGGCGUAAGCAUUUUCAGGUGUCACUUGGACCGUGUUCGGAUUUCGGCCCCCCUUGCUCGGGGCUUCCCUACCUGUAGUUUGGCCUGGACUGGAAAAGCUCUGGCAGUUGGUGGCUGGAGCGCCUGUGAGGCUUUUCUCCCUUCUCGCUGCUCACCCCAGAGCCCCCGUGUGCUCCUUCUGUCCCCUCCCGGCAUCCCUGCCGCUCUGGGCCACCCUUGUGAUAGACCAGGUGGGAUGGGGAGCUGUAAACAGAGGAGAAGGACUUGGAUCCUGGGGCAUUUUUGCUUUCUGGCUGCUGCCCACUCCAGGCCAUGCCUUCAGUCUUGCUAAGGCUCUGUGUCCUCAUUGCUGACGUGGUGUGAGCUUGUCAUGAGUGUCACCGUCACUGUUAUAACAUACAAGCCAGACUUUCCUCCUGCUGCCUGUCUGGGCCACUUGUCAGCUCCCGCCACUCAUCCCCAGGACAUUCAUCAACAGGAUGGGGGUCUCGACUCCUGUCCCUGGCCUGCCCCUGGCAGAGAAGCCUCCCUACUGGACCUGGCAGAACACAGGACACAACUAAAGAAGUGAAUCUUGCAUAAUUCUAGCUAACAUACUCUUGGGGUGGGUGCUUGUGAUUUCGAAAUGUGUAACUAUUGUAAAAAUGUUCUCUCCAUCAUCCUUUUGUUUGACAUAUGCCAGCAAGAUCGACAUGACUAAUGGUUGCACUCUUAUUUGAAACCUCUACUUUUGUGUUUCGCAAAUGCAAUAAAUUUCUGGUUGAAAAAAAUGGUAUGGGGAUAGAUUUGAAAUAUCUGAGAAUCAUUAAUGUUUCAUGAUGAAACAUUAGUUUCUUCUCUCAGGGAAACUUACUUGAGGCCAGGUUUGGACCCUGCAGGCACAAUUAGGCUGCUCCUCUCUGCUGCCUUUGCCAACUUAACCAGCUUCAUUUCUUUGUAAUGGUUCCAGGUCUGGGGCCUUCUUAAUCACUUGUGCCAUAGUAGUGUGAUCUCUUGGAGAACUGGGCAGAAAACCUACCUUAUUCUGGACCUCAUUUCCCAGAAAUCAUACAGUGUGGCUUACGUCUCUGAUAUUUGAUACUUAAGGAAUCAUGAAUUUCAAGAGCACUGUUUUUCUAGUGAAAACUGACAGUGUUGCACUUUCUUCACAUUUUUAGAAAACUGUAAAGUCAGCUUAUUAAACCACCAAAACUCUACCUUCCUGAAUUUGAAAUGGUAAAAAAUGCCAUUAUGAUGAUUGAGACGGUGGUUCGCAUCCUGGCUUGCCUGGCUGCCCGUCCCGGAGACUGUGAUUGCACUGGUACUGGCUGGGCAGCCUCAGAUGUUUGAGGGGCAG
Messenger RNA from Hippopotamus amphibius kiboko, 4295 nucleotides. RefSeq names its product FUN14 domain containing 2 (gene FUNDC2). The transcript is spliced from 5 exons. The record is from RefSeq and is a predicted model, not a curated record. Bases 5 to 574 code for a protein of 189 amino acids. Gene Ontology annotation, biological process: autophagy of mitochondrion. Lineage: Eukaryota; Metazoa; Chordata; Mammalia; Artiodactyla; Hippopotamidae. Gene Ontology annotation, cellular component: mitochondrial outer membrane.